GUAGGACAUGUUAGUCAACCGUAGAAAGGAGGUGAAGCCGCAUAGAUUUAUCGCUACGAGUGUUUCCGGCUUGUUGCUGAAGGGGGGUCUCCCCCAUUUAAUAUGGAAACAAGUCAGUUUACACCUUCAUUUUUUACUAAACUCGAUCCCUAACAGAGCACUAUGACUGUGCUUGUAAAGACCGCUUUCCUAGUUUUUGGAGUUAUCUCAUUUGGUGGAAAACGAAACCAGGUCGAAGGUUGUGGAGGCUGCGGACCUUCACCAAGACAUGGUCAGUGGUGCCCUUGGAACCCAGCCAGUUGGGAAGAAACUCCAUGUUCUAAUGGCUACAAGACCAGAAGCAGGAACUGCGACAAUCCAGCCCCAGCUCAUGGUGGUCGUGAAUGUUCUGGCAAUCGCUAUAUAUCCAUAGAUUGUAUCGAGUGUAACUACGACAACGGGGGUUGUGAACAUUUAUGUGUCAACUACGAUGGCACCUACUCAUGUCGUUGCCAUCCUGGCUACAAAAUUUCUACAGGAAAUUGGAAAAAGUGCGAUCGAAUUACCUGUGAUAUCAGUGAGUGGCCAACUCCCAGCAACGGACAGAUAUCUGCUCCUUGUGCAGGCCUAUCGCAAGUGGUUUCUGGGACGAGUUGUGAGGUCACUUGUGAUGAUGGGUAUGAACUGAGUGGCAGUUCAAGCUCUGUUUGUGGCAUUGAUGGGGAAUGGGAUCCAAGGACAACAGCAAACUGUAAAGUAAGUGAGUGUCCACCACUAACCGAACCGGAUAAUGGGCAAAUUACUCCCUACAUAUGCAAAACGAAGCCUCUGCAUGGCCAGACGUGUCAAUAUGAAUGUAGGCCAGGAUUCAGAGUCAUUGGACCUAGCUCUAGCAAAUGUGAUGAUGGGCAUUGGACACAUAAAGGAAUCUAUUGUCAAGAUUAUGAGCGCCCUUCAUUUGGUGAAACCUGCCCAUCUGCGCGAAGUGUUUUUGCUGACGAAGGGAAAGCGUCGGCCACAAUAAGCUGGGAACCAGUGAUAGCCACUGAUAAUGAUCAGGCCAUCGUGACUGUGUCUCCUCCCGUGACAUCUCCUCACAUUUUUUCUGAGGGAAGCCAUUCCGUAACCUACACAGCAACUGAUCCAUCCGGGAACGUGCAGUUAUGCCACUUUCAAGUCACUGUCCAAGUGCUUCGAUGCCCCGUUCUGUUCAUUCCUGCAAAUGGAAGACUGGAGAAUACUGCCUGUGGAAACUUGUAUGGUAGCACCUGUCGCUUGACGUGCAAUAAAGGAUACGAAAUAAAAGGAUCUGAAGAAAGAAAAUGUGACAAAAAAACUGGGACAAGUGUACUACACUGGACGGGAAAUGACACUUACUGUGAAGCUCUUCAAUGCCCUGCCCUGGAUAAUCCAGAUAACACAGUUAAAUCAGGUUAUGGUUGUACUGGUGUAUCCUCUACAUACGGCACUUCCUGUUUCUUCACUUGCAUGACGGGAUACUACAUGGUGAGCGGAUCGCAGAAACGAACGUGUUUGCAGACCGGAAUGUGGAGUGGAACCCAACUUCGGUGUGAAGCUAUCACCUGCCCCCCGUUUUCUAUUAAAUCUAAAGAACUGAUUAUCAGCCCAGCAUUCUGUACGAACGCAACUGCUGUCAUACAUCACAAAUCAGAAUGCUGGUUCUCCUGUAAGAAUGGCUAUCAGCAGAGUGGGCCUGGAGUCAAGACUUGCAAUCAGAACAACGAUUGGUCUCCUCUGGGAAACCCCUCUUGUAAAGAUGUGUCCGCGCCAGUCUUUGCAGGCUGCCCCUCAAACAUUUUCGUCACUGCUGAUAGAGGUGAAACGUCAGCUCACGUGACCUGGGCUCAUCCAACAGUUACAGACAACUCUGGCCUUGUUCCCAACAUUACCCAAUUCGGAAAACAACCUGGGAGCAGAUUUUCCGCUGGGGAGCACAAUAAACGUUACUUAGCAUCUGAUAGAACAGGGAACAUUGCCGAAUGUAGAUUCAAGAUCUUUGUUCAAGUUUUGAGAUGCUUGCCUAAGUUACAAGCUCCAGCGGGAGGGAGCUCUCUUUGCACUAAAGGGAAUCAGUAUGGAUCCGAAUGUUCCUUUACCUGUCACAUUGGACACAAGAUGAUAGGCUCCACGCUUAGGGUGUGCGAGAAGGACCCACUUACUUCUUUAGGCUUCUGGACGGGAAACGAGACAAAAUGUGAAUUGAUCAGGUGCCCGCGUCUCAAUUCUUCCACCCACAUUACGCAAUACGGAUGUGGACGUGGCUCUUUGGAUAACUCUUAUGGUGACAAAUGUCUGUUGUACUGUGAUGUCGGGUACCGGCGCGUAAACGGAUCCACUGAGAGAAUCUGCCAAGCUGACGGUACGUGGUCGGGAGAGGAGCCCUACUGUGAAGCUGUCCGCUGUAAGUCAUUACAAACUCCAAUAGAUGGCGAUAUUACUCCAAGCUCAUGCACAUCCAGUCCGAAGUACUACACUACUUGUCUUUUCUCUUGCCGAAAUGGCUACAGACUGCAUGGAGAGCCAAUAGCUACUUGCCUUGGAGAUGGAAGGUGGUCAAAAAAUGUCACUGCAAUGUGCAAAGACGUGGAAAGCCCUUCCUUUGGUUUAACCUGCCCAAGUGAUAUCAAGACGUAUGCAGACAAGGGAAAAAAUUAUACACAAGUGUCCUGGCCUCCCGUUAUUGCCACUGACAACUCUGGUCUGGCACCGAAUGUGACUUCUAGAGGUGUGCAAGGCAUAUACUACAGUGGGAAGUACGAAGUCAGUUACAACGCUUCUGAUGGAGCGGGAAAUUUCAAGAUCUGCAAGUUUCACAUCUCCGUCGAGGUCUUGAGAUGUCAGACACUACUCCCUCCGCUGGAAGGAUCUUUUUCAGGAGAUUGUGACAACAUUUAUGGUUCGACGUGUAAAGUGGCUUGCAAGGAUGGCUACAACUUAGAUGGAUCGAGCAUCCUUACUUGCCUCAGGAAACCAGGUCAUAUAACAGGAUAUUGGAACGGUUCUUUCCCAGUCUGCCAGGCGCGGAGAUGUCUUUCUCUGAGUACUCCACAGUACGGCUUUAUCUACCCCCGCAUGUGUAAGUCGUCUCCAGUCAGCAGAACAGCCUGUUACUUCGAAUGCAGGAAUGGUUUUCACGAAAAUGGUGGAGAAACUGUGGUAUAUUGUGGAAAUGAUGGGAAGUGGAGCAAAAACAUUUCCUCGAUAUUAAAAUGCCUAGAUGUGUCACCCCCUGUAUUUAGGAAUUGUCCCUCAGACAUUCGUGUAAACCUCAACGCAAAUUCAACAGCAAUGGCAAAUUGGACCGUUCCAGUUGCAUUGGACGAUAGUAACGUGGUACCACAAGUGACAGUCUACCCUCACGGGAUUAAGCCACCUCACGUGAUAAAUGAGACACUCUUCGUUGAGUACAAGGCCAAGGAUCCAAGCGGAAAUGUAGCCAAGUGCUCUUUUAGAAUAAUACCGGAAGAUAACUCAGGUCCUGUGGUCGUUUUCUGCCCUUCAAGUCGAAACAUUACCUCAGAUAACCGACAAAAAGUCGUUACAUGGCCAGAUCCUCAGUUUAAAGACAACAGCAACGGCCCGCUGCAUAUAACGUGCAAUCGAAAAAGUGGCACUGUCUUCUACUGGGGAAGCUAUACAAUACACUGUAUGGCAUAUGAUAACAACCCGGAAAACGAACCAGCAGUCUGUAAAUUUGACCUCACGAUAAGACCGAAAGAAUGCAAGGAUCUGAAAGCACCUAUCAACGGAGCCAAGGCUUGUGAUGACUGGAUUUUCGGAACGAUGUGUACACCGUCUUGUAACAGUCGAUAUGAUUUUAGCGAUCCUCUGCGGGUCAGCGUUUGGGCUUGUGGAGGAUCGGGUACAUGGUUUCCUCCAAAACGCUGGCCAGACUGCACAAUAAAAUUUCAUCCCAAUAGAGUGAUAAUGGCAAUGGAAUUGCACUACUAUGAUGGAGAUUGUAACACAGAAGAAACCAGGACUCAAAUACAACAGCUCUUUAUAAAGAUUCUCAACGGGUCUGUACGUUAUAGUCAAGCCUGUCAAGAUCCAUCUGUCAGAGAUAAGUGUAAAGCUGAGAACGUUGUGGUAACGUGCGGGGAGAUCGACGAGUCUGUUGGCAACAGAAAAAAGCGCUCGAUAGGCGAUAACAAACACUUCAGAGAAAGGCGAUCCAUUCCACAAACUAGAGUCGCUGUCGAGAUCAUUGUCGAGCUUGAUGGAAUUGAAGGAAACGACACCGACGAAGGUCAGAUCAUGAUCGGAGAAGAAGGGGUGAAAAUUGCCUACAACAUUGGCAGUCUGAUUAAACAAGCAGCUCAAAACGGCAGCUUUCGCUUCACAGUCAAUGGCUCAGAGUUUGUCCCCGACAUAAAAUCGCUCAACAUCUCAACCCCUCAGCGUCUUUGUAAUAAGGGUCAGAUUUACAGGAAUGGAUUCUGUCUAAACUGCAGCUCUGGAACAUUUCUGAACAAAACCACUGAAAAAUGCCAAGACUGUCCUCAUGGUGCCUUUCAAGACUCUGAAGGACAAGAACAGUGUUUGCCCUGUCCACCAGGAACCUCCACCAUAGAAUCAAGAACCGCAAACCGCUCCAGCUGUUUUGCCUUUUGCAAAGCUGGUUCUUACUCCCCCACCGGUCUUGAGCCAUGUUUCCCUUGCGAUAAGGGCUCCUACCAAGAAGUGGAUGGUAAGAAAUAUUGCUCUCAAUGUGCAGUAAACCAGACAACGACAUCCGAAGGUUCCAAUAGCUCUAUGCUGUGUGGAGAGCCUUGCCCCCCUGGCUCGUUUUCUUCCACUGGAUUGGCACCGUGCUCUUUAUGCGACCAACGCUCUUUCCAGCCACGUAAUGAGAGUCGAAUAUGUUUUUCAUGUCCAGGAACCACUGUAACUGUAUUUCCCGGAUCAAAGACUGCACAAGAUUGCAUAGAAAUCAACGAGUGCAAAUCAGACCCUUGUAGCAACAACGCCACAUGUACAGACCUCAUUGGAGAUUACCUGUGUUCUUGCACCUACGGUUACACUGGAAAGCAGUGUGAGACCAACAUUGAUGAAUGUCAAGACCAACCUUGUUUCAAUAAUGGCACAUGCCCUGACCUUGUUAACAAUUACACCUGCACUUGCGCACAAGGUUUCCGUGGAAAUAACUGCGAAGAGGACAUCAACGAGUGUGAUUCGUUAUCAUGUGCCAACAACGCGUCCUGCCAGAAUCUCCCCGGAGGAUACAAAUGCCAGUGUAAACCUGGUUACAGUGGGGCCCUCUGCGAUAUUGACAGCGAUGAUUGUCUUAUAUUCCCUUGUCAAAAUGGAGGUACUUGCCGAGACGGUUUCAAUAACUACAAGUGUAUCUGUGUUUUGGGAUAUCAGGGGGAUAACUGUCAAGAGAAUAUUGAUGACUGUGCAGGCAACUCUUGUCAGAACGGAGGCCAAUGCAUCGACGGUAUUGGCAGCUAUCAAUGCUUUUGUCCAAAGGGCUUUACUGGUAGUAAUUGUGACAUUGACAUUGACGAAUGUGUAACGGCAGACUGUAAGAACAAUGCUACUUGUAUUGAUGAGAUAAACGGAUACUUCUGCAAAUGUGAACAGGGAUUUUCUGGAAAGACAUGCGAGACUGACAUUGACGAGUGUUUCUCUAAUCCCUGUAAAAACCAAGCACAUUGCGUCAAUAUGGUUAAUGCGUACAAAUGUGAUUGUCAAGAUGGUUUCGAUGGUUUACACUGUGAGAACAACAUCGACGACUGCGCUACGGGCCCUUGCUCGAAUAAUGGUUCCUGUCACGAUGGUAUUAACAAUUUUACGUGCGUAUGUCCGCCUGGUUUUACGGGCGAACUGUGCAACAUAGCCAUCGACUAUUGCGCCUCGAAGCCUUGCUUCAAUAACGGUUCAUGUCUGGAUGACACCAAAUCUUUCACGUGUCAGUGUGUAGAUGGUUUUAAAGGGGAGCGCUGCGAAAUCAAUGUGGACAAUUGCAAAAAUGCUACUUGCAUGAACAACAGCACUUGCAUUGACGGCAUAGGCAAGUAUGAAUGCGCAUGUGCGGAAGGUUUUGUUGGCAUUGAUUGCGAGAUAAAUGUUGAUGACUGUGCGGGAAACCCAUGCGUCAACGAUGGAACAUGCACAGACCUCGUAAACGACUAUCAAUGCAACUGUAAGUUGGGUUACACAGGAAAAAACUGCAGCGUGAACAUCAACGACUGUGCUAGUUCUCCUUGUAACAACAAUGCUACGUGCGUGGACCAGUUGCAUAGUUAUACCUGCAUCUGCAAUGAUGGAUUCAGUGGAACCAAGUGUGAGGUUGAUAUCGAUGAGUGUGCAGUGAACUAUUGCAAAAAUGGAUCCACUUGUAAAGAUGAAGUAAACGGUUAUAGUUGUGAAUGUACCCCAGGCUUUUCGGGGGACGAUUGUAGCACGGAGAUUGACGAAUGUGCAUCUUUUCCAUGUGACUAUGGUGGGACAUGUUUUGAUCAGCUUAAUGCAUUCCUCUGGGUCUGCAAACCUGGAUUUACAGGCCAGCGAUGUGACAUGAACAUAGAUGAAUGCGUGUCCAGUCCAUGUCAAAACAAUGGCACGUGCUUGGAUCGUGUGCUAAACUACACUUGCAAGUGCCCAGUAGGAUUUAACGGAUUCCACUGUGAAAACCCAGUGGACUAUUGUUCGGAGUCUGGUAACUGCACCGUAAAUGGACAUUGUGUCAACUCUCGUACAGAUUCCUACUGCAACUGCAGUACCGGGUAUUUUGGGAAAUACUGUGAAUUUGAAAUCGACGAGUGCUUGGCAAGACCUUGCUUCAACAACGCUACUUGCCAUGAUGCCAUUGGUGACUUCUCUUGCUCCUGUUUAGACGGGUACACGGGGAGGCUGUGUGAACUGAACGUUGAUGAUUGUGGAAACAACUCUUGUCAGAACAACGCGACUUGCAUUGACCGUAACCAGGGGUAUUCCUGUCUCUGUUCCGAAGGUUACAAUGGUACCUAUUGCCAAACAGAAGUUAAUGAAUGCGAAUCAAGUCCAUGUUUAAACAAUGGCUCUUGUAUCGACCUGACUCCUGGAUAUAAGUGUGACUGCUUUGAUAAAUUCAUCGGAGAGAACUGUGAAAACUUGACGGAUCUUUGUUUAUCUGCACCCUGUGAAAAUGGAGGUACAUGCAAAACUGAAAGCGGUGGGGAAUUCUUCUCUUGUACGUGUCCAGCAGGUUUUACAGGAAGUACUUGCGAGGUCAACAUCAAUGACUGCGUCUCCAAUCCUUGUACGCCUAAUUCUUAUUGUCAAGACCAGGUCAAUGGGUAUACUUGUGAAUGCUACCCUUCUUUCACGGGAGAUCGCUGCGAUAUCUUUCUGGGCAGCAACUUUGAUCUGAUAUUUAGACGUAAAAGUAAAGACGACAUGGUACUUCUGUCAGACGGCAAAAGUGUUCCCAGCAUGAGGUCGUUUACAAUCGCCCUUUUUGUCCGUGCCGAUCCAAGAUACAAGUCAGGGACACUGUUCAGUUAUAGCGUUCCUCAGCAGCCGCGCGACAAAAUAAUACUUUCUUUUACAGAGUCUCAAAUCAUUUUGGAAAUCAAAGAUGACGUGAUAAAGACGAAUUUCGAGCUGCCAGAUGACCAUUGGCAUUACGUGGGAGUUGUUUGGAAUGGAAUCACUGUAGAGACGUUUGUAUACGUGGAUGGACCGGAGGUAAAACAUUCCAUGGAUGCAAAAACCGGAAGCACUAUAAUGGGAGGUGGCUGGAUCGUAUUGGGGCAGCGUUAUCUCGCAGAGGAGCAAACGCCAACUGAAUCAACGGCUUUCGUAGGCACUCUGCAUCAAGCUAGCUUUUGGGAUGUACCGGCAUCUGCAGACCACAUGUGGAAUGCUGCACACAGUUGCACCUGGCCUGUUGCAGGAAGUGUGCGAGCGUGGAGCAGCUUCUUACUGGGGAUCAAAGGAGAAGUAGAGAAGAAGUUUAUGACACAAUGUAAAGCUUUAGAAAACUGCACGACAAAUUGCUCCCACUUUUUCCAUUGUGAGGCUCGUGAAGUCCGUUACCACUGCACGUGUCAACUCGGGUUUUCAGGUACCCACUGCAAUAUCGACAUCAAUGAUUGCAGUUCCAAUCCUUGCAUCAAUGGAAAGUGUGUGGAUGGUGUAAACCGAUACGAUUGUGAAUGCCAUGACGGGUAUUAUGGCACUAACUGUGAGCAUAAGAUCGUCGAAGAAAAAGUUUGUCCAAAGCUGGAGAAACCUAGAAAUGGUCAAACGAAGUGUCGAAAACUAUCUGGAAAACUGCUAUGCAUCAUGUCUUGCGUUGAAGGACACGCCUUUAAUUCCGGAGCAACUACAAUGUAUGGCUGUGGGCCAGAUACAGAAUGGAAAUGGAAUGGAAAAGAUGAUCUUGAGAUACCCUCUUGCACAAGUAAAGCUGCUCCUACAGACAUAGAACAUCACUUCUCUAUAAAAUUUCUUGGGAUUAAUUGCAGAAACAUAAAAAACCACAACGAUUUACUCAAAGCUGUCAAAAGCGCUGUCAACAAAACACUUUCAACAGUCUCCAGAUGGCAUGCUUGCCAAUUGACAAAGCUUACUGUUCCCGGAUGUGAAUUACCGGAGGAAAAUAAGAAAAAGCGAGCAGUUACUUACGCAAUGGAGGUUCUUUUCUCACUGAUGGUGAGAGAAGCGCUUGAUAGUAACUCAGUGAAUGACGAUGUCACAGAGAAGAGUGAGGCUGUCCUUUUUCAAAUGAAAUAUGCGGUUGCCACUGGACAGUUUAUUAUAAAUAUGAACGGAAUGAACAUCACCGCUGAGAGGUCUUCACUACAACAUCUCUCUUCUAGUGUUAUAUGUAAUGCAGGAUUUGUUACAAGUAGCGAUGAAAAAGGAUGUGUGGCGUGCCCGGUAGGAACGUACUACAAUCAAAACAGCUUUAACUGUACGCUGUGUGGCAAAGGUAGUUAUCAGGAUAAGGAAGGCCAAUCCAGCUGCGAACAGUGUGAGCAAGGAAAAUCAACGAAUGUGAAUGGAGCUAUUUCUAGUAAAGACUGUGUUAGAGAACCUGUUUCUAUCGAGGAAGGUACUUCCAUUGGCGCUAUCGUCGGAGCUACAGUUGCUGUAGUUAUUUUAAUCCCCUUGGUUGUUUUCUUUUUAUACCGCAGAUUGUUUCAUAGGUUCACUGGAAAACCGGAACCAAGCAACGAAUCGAUUACGUAUUCCCAGCAGGGAGUCGGUAACCCAGGAUUCCUGAUGGAAGACAGAAACAUGACGGUGACUGAACGCCGCAAUGGACCCCGGGAAGAACAUAGCGAAAAUCAGUCUCCACCUCCGACCUAUACUAAUUAUGUUUCGCCUUAUGCAGUUACUGACUUAGUCUAUAGUAGAAUCGUUUAAACUUCCCGAUUAUUUCGAAGCCUGCAAACCAGGUUAUCCAGGUAUAUGGAUUAACAUUUUGAGACUGUGAAGGAAAUGUGGACAUUUUCCGAUUACAAUUGUCUGAUCAUCGCCCAAUUAAACGGUCUGAGUGCAACUCUUCAGAGUUAUUAGGGGAUUGCGAUGCAGUAAUUUUACGAAAUCGUUAUGUUCAUGAUGAGCUUAGAGAAUAAUAUUUCUCAGAUACUCGUGGUUUUGCGGCUAAAGCAGAGCUCAGGGGCAUGUGAAAAUCGAUAAACUAAUAUUAACAUUGCCUGCGGGAACUGUCCUUGUUUAACACCAUUACAGCGAAAAGAAGUCUGAGACCUUUGGACCAUUUGUGCGCUCUGCUUUUAAACUGGUGCACUUAACUUUUUUUUUUUUAUCACAGUAAACUUUGUAACAGUUACUGCAAUAAAAGUGUUCUCUACGUAGCUUGAAAAAA
Molecule: messenger RNA, 9823 nt
Organism: Stylophora pistillata
Lineage: Eukaryota; Metazoa; Cnidaria; Anthozoa; Scleractinia; Pocilloporidae
Molecular function (GO): calcium ion binding
Source: RefSeq, a predicted model, not a curated record